This is a messenger RNA of Chinchilla lanigera (long-tailed chinchilla), 1546 nucleotides long. Its product is annotated as leucine-rich repeat-containing protein 37A3-like. Lineage: Eukaryota; Metazoa; Chordata; Mammalia; Rodentia; Chinchillidae. The record is from RefSeq and is a predicted model, not a curated record.
GGUGAAGAAUGUGGUUGUUUUCUGGUGAAGUAUCUCACCUUUUCCCAUAGUAAAGAAUUAUUUUAGUUUAAUUAAAAAAAAAAAAAAAAGCUACAAAGUUUAAGGAAUCUAAGUUCCUGUCAAAUGUGAGAAGAGGAAGUGAGUACUGACUUUAGAAAUCAGAUUUCAACACCAAAUUCCCCCUAAAUGAGGUGACGUUUGGAAUCAGCUCUAUUUUAAAACCAUUCCUAGGUGCCCAGCCUCGCGCAAGGCAGAAUGGAUAAGAGGAUGGCUGAAGCCUGUUCUUGAACUUCAUGUGGUAGGGCUGUGCCAAGUGAGAAACACCUGUAAUAAAAGUAAUCGAAUGGAUGAAGAAGGACUGUGAGGGAAGUAGUGCUUCAAGCAAAACUAACAGUAGUGCUUCAAGAAAACUAACUUGAAGACUUUAACAUCCUAAGUGCCUUCUUCAUGUGUGCUGUGCAAAAUGGCAUUUUCACAUCUAGAUGAAUGUGUUGAGCUGUGGUAGGAUGGGGAGAGUUCUCACAUGCUAAAGUAAAGAACCGAUUCAAACCCUUUCCUCUCUGAGUAAAAUUGCCCACCUCCAGAACCCCUCCUGCAGAAAUUAUGGCACUGUCACAGAGUAUAUGUAGCCCCAGCUGAACAGAAGCAAAUGAAUUAUCAAAUGUGGAACCAGAUACUCAGAGUUUAGAAUCAAUGGCAACAUUGUGGAAUAAAUCACCAUAUUGUGUAUUCUUCUGCCUGCCACCCUAAUUAGUCCUCAUCCUGUAGGUCAGUUGCUUUUCUUGUAAGCUAUAUACCUAAGAAGAGGAAGAAUUUCUCUGAGGUUAUACUUUGGAGCAGGAAGAGUUCAGGCUGCCAGACUGGGUUACUACUUGUGAGUAUCCCAAGCCCUAGCCCUGUGACAUCCAUGGGAAGCUGUGUCCUGCCCCAGGUAUGGGGUGCUGAAGGCAUGGGAUUACUCAGGUCUGAGGCCCAUAUCCUGCCUCAGUAUGAGGAGGUGGCCCAGCAGGGAGCUGCUGUCACCUCUGCUGGAGGCAAGGAGCUGAGCCAGUUCACUGUAGCAAAAGGCUCCCUGGGGCCAUGGUAAGCCCAUCUGGGCCAGAACCUAAGAAAGAUUUCUUAAACAAUGAUGUCAUAAAUGGUGGGGCAGGGUGGGGUGCACAAGGUUACCAAGGCACUGGCUGCAAGUGGCCACCAGAAAGAUCCCAGCAGGUGUUUCGCUGGAACCCUACUGGCCUAGGUCUCGCUGACCAAGCCUUAUUUCUUUAUGUUUCUCCUGUGCUCCUGGGCCCCAGCGCUCCAUUUCUGCCCACAGUUGUGGCUACUGGUCCUGGUGGCCCCAUGUCCAGAAUGGGCCCAACACGCAGUCCAGCUGGACUCUGAGCCCUUGAGGCCCAAUUUUUUGUUUUUUCCCCAUCUCCCAACUGAAUCCAAUCUCCCACCUGAAUCGCUCCAUGCCCUUCCUUCCCCAGCAGAGCCGGGCGGAUAUGAUGACCAUGGACCUUCUGUCCUUAUGAAGAUGCUGCUUAACCCUCAGGAGUCAACU